CUGUUUCCAGCUGAAACAAACACACUCGAAUAAGAUUUUUUUCUAAACGCAUUCGCAAGCCAUUCGGCCUCUUAGAUAUUAAAAGUGAUAUUUUGUCCGUUUCGCUGUGGAUGUUGACGCAGCGCUCUCCAGAAGGUGUGACGGACACGCUGCCUCUGCGUCGACCAUCUGCGCCCCUCCCUCACCCUCCUCCCUCCCUCACCCACUCCCAGCAUCACUAGUAGCCCCGCGAUGCUGUCAUAAAGAAUAAAUCCCGUCGUUUGACGAUCCCGAGGGGUCGGGGGGAGAGAACUGUCGUCUUUUCUGAAUGGUGAUUGCGGCAGGCGGCGUUAAUUCGCGAGUACGGGCCCGUUUCCGAUGCGCCCUCCUCCGUCACAUCUGCACGUUAUCGGCUCUUUCUGCUGCUGAGGACACUCGGGCAUCAUCAUAUGUUUUAGCUGAUGUGAUUCUGAGCCCGCCUUUCCUCCUCUCUUCGAGGUUUUCCAAGGGCAUCGCAGAGCAGCAAAGUGCGGCGGCGAUGCGCACGUCUGCCGGCUAGACGGAGCCACUGAAAGCGGAGAGAGACGCGGCUCGAUCCAGCGCACUUCCGUCAGACUCACCGGACUCCCAACACUCCUCCUGCUUCAGCUUCUCACUUGGUUCACCGCCUGGUUUUUUAGGAUGCGACGUCAUGAGGUGAUCGCGCCUGACAGAUGUUGCUGUGUUGCAGUUGCUCCAUCCUCCUCCUCCUCCUCCUCCUCUCCGCUCCUUCAGUGAUGCUUCAGUGAGAGGAAAUAACUAAACCGUGUGUGUGCUUCAUGUUCAGUCCUCGCCUCGUGCUCGGACACACCGCGACGCUCCUUUUAGUCUUCGGGAUUGCAUAAGAUGAUACCUGGAUCUGCCGCAUCAAUGCUACCGUCUGCAGAAGCUGCGAAACUGUACCAGACCAAUUACGUCCGCAACUCCCGUGUCAUCGGACUUUUAUGGGCCAUCUUCACCAUCCUGUUCGGCAUCGUUAACGUGACCAUCUUCUCACAGCCCUAUUGGAUCGGGGAUGGCGUGGACACGCCGCAGGCCGGUUACUUCGGCCUUUUCCACUAUUGCAUCGGGGACGGACUCUCCAGAGAACUGGCCUGCCAGGGCAGCUUCACCGAGUUCUCCGCCAUCCCCUCCGGUGCGUUCAAAGCCGCCUCCUUCUUCAUUGGAAUGUCUAUGAUGCUGGUUGUCACCUGCAUCGGCUGCUUCAGUCUCUUCUUCCUCCUCAGCACCUCCACCGUGUACAAGAUCUGUGGCUGGAUGCAGGCAGCAUCAGGUGUCUGUCUGGUGCUGGGGUGUAUGAUCUACCCCGACGGCUGGGAUAGCGAUGAGGUCCGGCGGAUGUGUGGGGAGCAGACAGACAAAUACAGCCUGGGCGCCUGCUCCAUGCGCUGGGCUUACAUCUUGGCUAUCAUGGGCAUCCUGGACGCCCUCAUCCUCUCCUUCCUGGCCUUCGUCCUCGGGAACCGGCAGGAUGGACUCAUGUCCGAGGAGCUGUUGGCUGAAAGCAAGGAGGGAGGGAAUGCCUAACCAAAUCUUUAGGUUCCUGAAUUUCCAUGUGUCUGUUUUCAUAAAGUACAAGUCCUUCAACAUCAGCUUAGAGGAGUGAAGCAGUCGAGGUCUGUGGGGGAGAGAAAUACAACUGAACCAGCCAGCCUGCCUUUCACAUCUACCUGCCAAAAGCCCAGUGUAACAUUUUCCAGUCCAUCCGUCCUACCUGCAGCCCCUACGUCCUCCCCAGCACUUAGAUGGAGCCCGAUGCACUUCUGUCCUCAUGUGUCUGACCCUUGCACAACACUGCAUAGACCAUGGCAGGGGCAGAGACUGUUACUCUGAUGAGAAGUAUACGGAUCACCCGCUACCUACCUGACAAGACACAGGGUUGACAUUGUACACUUGCAGUGCGAGCACAGACAACACACACACACACACACACACACACACACAUAGACUCGCGCCAGCUCACCACACACAAACUUGUACACAAACAUUCAAGUACUCAACAUUUAAAAAAAAAAAAAACAUGAUUAAAUUCUGUAAUUAUAAGUAUUAAACUAUGUUAACACUUAGCUGUGUGUGUCACCAUCAGAAUGCGUAUCAUGUUUUAUUUGUGUAAAGAAAAAAAAAAGAAUCUUAUCAUUUUCAGAUAAUAUCGGGUUGAUGUAAAUCUAUUGUGUUUAAAGAUAUGGAAGUUCCCGUUUCCUCCGUUGCUCAUGUGCCCCUUUGUUCCCCUUAAUUUACUAGAAAAAAUGAUAUUUAAGACUGUUUUAUAAGAAUAUUAUCAUCCAAAAAGAGACUAAACUUGUAUUACAAAGUAUGUACAGUGAAUAUUUAAGAUGUUCUAGGAAUUUUACCUGAAACCAUUCAACGCCCUGCUAGCUAACUUUGCACAGCGCUUCAGUUUGAGAAGAAAUCUACUAUUUUCUAGUUUGUGUAUCUACACUGUGAUGGUGGCUGUUAGGACUGACUGCUGCAGGACUCUUAGCUACCGUGUGAGUGUGAUGUGUGUGUUUAGGGAGUGCAGUGGGUGCAUCUGAGUGCGUGCUUGCACAUAGGUGAGUGUCGGCGUGAAUGCGUUGCGUGCAAUAGUUUGUCGGGCUCGUAAACGAAUAUCCCAGCCUCACACGCAGUCGUCCUGUUGUGUAGCUAAAUCUGUGUGUCUUUGUCUCCAGCUCUUUCUGUUCCUCUCUCUUUGACUCCCUUUCUCUCUUUGUUUCGUUGGGACAUACAGGGUAACGCGAUGCAGUGGGAGUGGAAUGGAGAGUGACUGGUGUGCCUGAGUGAUAAACUCAAGAGAUAAUGAAUCAGUAAGGCCUGUCCCAGCCUCAUGUGUGGAUAUGUUCCUGUGUAAAUAGACAUUCUGUAGAUAUUAAUUAGCAAAUAUGGAGAAGGAGGUUAACUUUCAACAAUUAAAGAGAUUCCGUUAAGAAUAUAUGAACACUUAAUAAAGGUUUUCACUGUAAAA
This is a messenger RNA of Amphiprion ocellaris (clown anemonefish), 2980 nucleotides long. RefSeq names its product LHFPL tetraspan subfamily member 3 protein-like. Bases 865 to 1545 code for a protein of 226 amino acids. The transcript has 4 exons. Lineage: Eukaryota; Metazoa; Chordata; Actinopteri; Pomacentridae. Gene Ontology annotation, biological process: sensory perception of sound. The record is from RefSeq and is a predicted model, not a curated record. Gene Ontology annotation, cellular component: plasma membrane.